AUGGUUUCGAGUGCAAUGACGCCCGAUUUUAACAGAAUAUGCCGGUUAUGUUUAAUUGAAGAAUACUCCCUCGUUCCCAUUUUUGACGAGGGCAAGCUGAGCAGGCAGACGGUGCCCCUCUCACAACAAAUGAUGUCCAUCGCUUCCCUAAAGUUAUCGUCUUGUGAUGGGUUACCAAACAAAAUCUGUCAUAGCUGUCUUAAUCAAGUUCAUAGAUCAUAUGAAUUCAAAACUCUAUGUGAGCGCUCAGAUGCAACAUUACGUCAAUUCAUUGGGCGUCAAAUGCAUCAAUCUGUCAGUACUCAGACUCUUCAGAAUGUAACUGCAAGUGAUGUUAAUCUUUCACAAGGUGCUACAGCUCCUGCUGGCCAAUAUUCCAACUCUAAAAGUGAUAUGGAGGACAUGAAUCAGGGUGAACUGCCCAAAGAGGAACAACCUCCCAACUAUGCAGCAUUUGGAGUCCGGCACAUUUCAUCACAAGAUGGACUCCCUCACAAUGUUUCAUCCCAUCAAGAUUCUGACAAAAUUCAUCACCACCCCGGCUGGCAGGAUGAGAGUCUCAAGGAUCCUUCAGGCCAUAAUGUGGGACUACACACUCUGAAGAGUGUUCCUUUUUCCCAUGAAAAUAGUCCCACACCAAAGUGGGAGUUUGAAGAAAGGAAACCACCAACUGUGCAGGAGUUCAUAUCAAAUUUACAUCAAUUUGCUCAUCCUGUUCAGAAUGGAGAGCGACAAUCUCAAUUUCCAGCCAAUCAGGAGGAUCAAACACAACCGUCCAACUCUCCACAUCAUGGUCCCUCAGUUCUCAAUAAUUUAAAGCCUUCUGGUCUCAUGAAACAAGCAGAUUCUUUUGCUGGACCAGUUUUUGUGCCGACUAAGAGGGCUCAAAGUGGUAUCAAGAGUGUGUAUUACUGUGAUUUGUGUUCAAAAAUGUAUUCAAGUGCUGGAGCACUUUGGAAUCACAAACUAAUUCACACAGGUACCAAACCCCAUACAUGCACAGUUUGUAACAAACAGUUCUAUCAAUUGGCAAAUCUUAAAUAUCAUGAAAAGACUCAUGGAGAAAAGCAGUGGUACACAUGUCAGACCUGUCGGAAGACAUUGAAAACCGAAUUAGGUCUCAAAUUGCACUCUUUGCAACAUAGUGGAGAAAAGCCAUACCUCUGCCCAUAUUGCAAUAAGCCAUUCACUACCCUAGGUGUCCUCGAAGCUCAUGUUCGAAUUCAUACUGGAGAGAAACCAUAUGAAUGUAGCUAUUGCUUUAAAACAUUUGCGCAGCAAGGUACUCUGACUUGUCACAUUCGACGCCACACAGGUGAAAAGCCCUUCUCUUGUAAAGUAUGUCAAAAGUCAUUCACUCAAAGAGCAAAUCUUAAUGAGCAUAUCAAGAGGUACCAUCCCGAUCAAUUGGAGCAAAAACCUAAUGUUCAUCAGAUGCAAGUGGCAAUGGCAGAACACCAUCAACAGAUGUCUCAGUUGUCUGGAACUCCUCAUCCUCAGCAGCCUACAACACCAGGUCCUCAGCAAUCCUCAACACCACAGCUGCAACAACCACCAACACCAGGUUUACAGCAACCUGCAACACCACAACUCCAACAGCCGCCCACACCUCAAAUGCCGCAACCAUCCACACCUCAGCCGCACCUGCAGGACCACCAGCUUCAAGGUGGUUCUGUCUCUGUGCCUCAAGUCAGCCAGGUGUAGUUAUCUGGCUGCCCUGCUGUUUGGACAGCCAGUAGGGCUCGCCUCAUCAAGCCUGCCAUUAUUUUUAAUCCCUUCUGCACAUCAAUUUGAAUUUAAUUGACAAAGUUUUACACUGUGGAACAUUGUUUUAUUGAACUCUCUACUUGUUUAAAAAAAAAUGAUAUUCUGAUUUUAUUUUACGUAUUUUAUUUUACGUAUUUUAUUUUAUUUUGUUUUUACCCUCUGAAGGGUAGAUAUUUUACAUUUUUCAUUUUGAUGUGUUGUUAAAAUCUUAACAAGCUUUAUCAAUGCAGUUGUAGGUAAUUGUUCAUUUUUAAAGAUUGAGUCAGAGCACUGUACUUGAAUACUCUUAUGUUGUGAUUUGUAGUGUUGCAGUGAUUGCUGAGACAUGAUAUGCACUGUUUUUAGAUAUGGAAUGCCAUUUUGUUUCAAAGUGAAUACCACCUAAACCAUGAGACUGAAAUUUAUAUUUGUAGUUUAUCUGUUUUCCUUUCUUUUUUGUUUUUACAGGACUGAAAUCCAAUCAGUCACUUUUCUACAAAAAAUAUUGUGGAGUACCAUGAUUGCAUAAAACUUCAUGGAAUAUCUUACAUUAGAGUUACAGGUAUUCUGUUUCGCAGAGUUCUUCCUUGUAUCUUCAUACUUGACCAGCUUUCUGUUAGUUUAUGUCCCCUUUUGAGAUUUUGAAAGUUUUUUCAAGAAGUUCUUUAUUGUGUGUUAUUUCAGUCGUCUCCUCUUUUGUCCUGUAUUAAAUUUGCAUGUAAGUGUAGUGGUAUUUGUACUUUACAAGCUAAGUCAAGUGUUUAAAAAUUCAUUAAUUGAGAGCAAUAAUUUUACUGUUGGUGUUUAACAAAGCUGCUUCUGGCUCAAGAAGUUCUGUUGUUUUUUUUCUUUUAUGAGAGGGGCAAACUUGAAAUCUUGUACAGAUUUUUGUCCCAGAGAAUAAUAUUGUCUGCAGAGCUCUAGUAUUUGUUUGUUCCCAUUUAACAGCCAAAGUGCAUGUGCACUUCAUAUUUGGCUGUGGUAUAAUUACCUGUAUCUUUCUUCAGUAAUGCUAUCAAAAGCCUAUGCUUGUUGAAUCAACUUAUCUUUAAAUCUAAGUGGGUGACAAAGACUACCAAUUGCAGCCCCUGCCAUAUAUCUGGCAGAACUUCCCCUUUGAGGAUGGACAAGUCUUGCCUCCAAAGCUCUAGUUCAAAGGAAUACCUCAGAAAAGAAACAAUUUUACUCAGUUAUGUACAACUUUACAUAUGUAUACGUGAUAAAUAAGAUUUAGUAAAUUGAUCUCGGUAGUUUCUUGUAAUUUUUGUUUCUUUUGUCGCCUGUACAUUUAUUUUUUUCAAUAUCAUUAUGAAGACAAUGGAAACGGCUUCACUGUACUUUAAAUGUUGUUCUAUAUAUUGCAUGAUAAUAUGUCAUUUGUACAUUAUGUUAUAUUUUUCUUGGAUUUUAUCCAUUGGCAAAGUCUUUGGUUAUUUGUUGUGAAAAAAUUAUGCAGGUUUUCUAAUCAGGAUUUUUUGCUGAGCUUUUGUUAAUUAAGAUAUUAUGUCAUGUUGUUUUGUUUGUUUUUUUCUUAAAUUCUACACUGGUAUAGAAAACUUUCUAUUGCAAAAUGACGGUUUUCUUAUCAGGGAAUCUUUGCAACUUAUAAGAGCCUUGUUUUGCUUCCUUUUCUGUAAUUUCUUCCAAUGGCCGCUCUAGGCAAAAGAGUGCAGUCCAUUUACAUUCUAGCAUGAGAGCAUUUGUUGGUACCUGAAGAGUGGAUGUUUUAGCUAUGAGGAAUUGUAAGUAAGACAUAAAAAUAAUUUUUAAUAGCUCUUUCAUUGGUUUUGUAAUCAAGAAGGUAACUUAUUCAAAACUAGCUUAUGGUUAGAUUAGCUGUUGUAUUACAUUGCUGUUAUUGUAAAUUGCUUUUCUUCUGUCCAUUUUGCACAUUACUUCUCAAACAACCAGUAAAUAAUAGGAGUCAUUUGAUAAGAUCAUGCCCUUAUUUCAGACUUCUAAAGGCAUGAUAACUUGCUCCUCCAGUUUUGCUUGAUUAGGAACUUGCUGUUCAAAGUUUUGUAAAUUUUUUUGUUUACUUUUUUUCCAUCCAGUACUAGUGAACAGUUUGGUUCUUUUUACCUCUUGAAAUUCUUGCUAAUGUAUCCCUUUUUUAACCCAAGGAAGAUUACAAUUUGAUGUUUUUAAGCAUCACACUGUUCUAAAUAAAAUGUAUGCCAGCCUUUUUACAGUUCUUUUGUUUUGUUUUCAUGUGAUUUUUAUUAUAGUGUUUAUUAGCUUCUAAUUAAAUUUGUAGCUCAGUGAUUUUUGUUACCAUGUGUUAGUAUAUAUCAGAGGGCCUAUGUGCAACGUCUUGGUACUCCAAUCUCUACACAAUGUUCACAAAAAGGAAUCAUUUGGGUGCUCAGAAUAUCAGCAAAAGGUAAUGUAAAUGAUCAUGCCAUGCAUUCUUAUUGUUUUCCUCACAGGCACUACAGUUUUGAAUGUCUGUAGCACUUCUCUUCUGAAUAAGUAAUUUUUCAAUCCAUUGAUCAUUUGUUUAAAAGAAAGUCCUUGCUUGCACAUGCUGCCCCAUUUGAGUGUCAAACUAUGCUAAGGAUCUGAAGCUGUGUCAGGAGGAUUCCCAACUCCUCAGUUACACAACUUGUAUCAAUGGCUUUCUGUUAGUUACUUUAGAUGUUUUAUAUGUCACUAGCAAUAGACCAGAUGUAGUACUCAAUACAAGCUCAAUUUUUUUAAGAAAA
Frankliniella occidentalis (western flower thrips) is the source of this 4451-nucleotide messenger RNA. RefSeq names its product zinc finger protein 583-like. Bases 1 to 1704 code for a protein of 567 amino acids. The record is from RefSeq and is a predicted model, not a curated record. Gene Ontology annotation, molecular function: RNA polymerase II cis-regulatory region sequence-specific DNA binding; zinc ion binding; DNA-binding transcription factor activity, RNA polymerase II-specific. The transcript is spliced from 4 exons. Gene Ontology annotation, biological process: regulation of DNA-templated transcription. NCBI's taxonomy places the organism in Eukaryota, Metazoa, Arthropoda, Insecta, Thysanoptera, Thripidae. Gene Ontology annotation, cellular component: nucleus.